AUGGGUCUCGGCGCUGUCAAACGCUUUCUCAUAGUUGACAAAGAUGUGAUCAAUGCAGCUAAAUCCCUGAUGAAAUCCAGCCUAAUAGGUGGGCUUCAUCCAGUGCCCUUGAUAUGUGAGCGAAAAUCUUCAAAGUGUUCGGGAGGUUCUCCGUGGUCGGCUGAAACGUGGUCCGAUCCCGGAGCCGUAGCUACCUUCAUGGUUUGGAUGACGGGCGUACAGGUAGAAUCCGUGGUGGUAUUUCUCCAGUGGGAUUAA
This is a messenger RNA of Strongylus vulgaris, 258 nucleotides long. Lineage: Eukaryota; Metazoa; Nematoda; Chromadorea; Rhabditida; Strongylidae. The record is from the annotation of a GenBank genome assembly.